Molecule: messenger RNA, 2150 nt
Organism: Cinara cedri
Lineage: Eukaryota; Metazoa; Arthropoda; Insecta; Hemiptera; Aphididae
Source: the annotation of a GenBank genome assembly
AUGUCUUUAAAUAAAGAUUGUGAACCAGAAGCUGUUACUAAUUUCCGAGAGUAUUUGCGUAUACCUACUGUUCAUCCUGAUGUUGACUAUAGUAUGUAAAAUUACACUCUUAAAAAUUAUUGAGUUCUUAAUAUAAACAACGAAUUAUAUUUUCUUUAGGUAAAUGUGUUGAAUUCCUUUUGCGCCAAGCACAAAGUUUAAAUCUUCCAUCUAAUAUUUAUUAUAUGGCUCCUGGAAAACCAAUAGUAGUUAUUACAUGGGUUGGACAGAAACCAGAACUGACUUCUAUACUUCUUAAUUCUCAUAUGGAUGUAGUCCCAAUUUAUCCAGUAAAUAUAUUAUGAUUAUUAUAAAAGCUUAUAGAUAAUAAAAUUGAAAGCAUGUUUUGUUUAUUUUCAUUAUGAGAAAAUGAAAAGCAGGUCAUUAUUUGUUUAAAAUAUUAAAAGUAACAAUAAAUCAUAUUAUUCACAAAUUAAUUGAUAUAAUAAUAAUAACACAUUUUCAUUGUGGUUUUUCAUGUUUUAUAAGUUUAAUUUAAAUUUAAAAAAAAAUUAAAAUCUAUUGAAAAAAGUUUCAUGUUCAAGAUAUUUUUAUAUUUACUCCAUACAUAAUAUCUUACUGUAGUCAAUGUUCUUUUAAUAUAUUAUUAUGUUUUUACAUUUUAGGAAUAUUGGACUUUUGAUCCAUUUUCUGCUCAUAAAGAUGAAAAAGGCAACAUUUAUGCCAGAGGUGCACAAGACAUGAAAUGUGUUGGAAUUCAAUAUUUAGAAACUAUACGGAGAUAUUUAAAAAAUAAACUAGUUUUUGAUCGGACAAUACAUAUAUCAUUUGUUCCAGGUUUGUAUUUUUAUUUAUAAUAAAAAUCAUGUUUUAAUUUUAUAUUUAUUUAAGAUGAAGAAACUGGUGGAGAUUUAGGAAUGAAGAUAUUUGUUAAUUCACCUGAAUUUGCGGCAUUAAAUGUCGGUUUUGCAUUAGAUGAAGGAUUGGCUAGUGCUGAUGACAGUUUCAGUCUCUAUUAUGGAGAACGGACACUUUGGCGUUAGUCAUAAAUUAUUAAAAUAUUCUUAUUUGUAGUUAUUAUAUUUCUAUUACUGUUAUUAAUAGAUCUUGUAGUCAAAUGUACUGGUUCACCUGGACAUGGAUCAUUAUUACAUGAAAGUACAGCUGGAGAAAAAUUGCAAUACAUCAUUAAUAAGUUUAUGAAUUGGAGGGAAGGUGAAAAAUUUAGGUUGAAAAAUUCUAAUUUAAAAAUAGGUGAUGUUACAUCUAUAAACUUGACAAUGUUAAACGGAGGAUGCCAAAUAAAUGUAGUGCCACCUGAAUUAUCAGUUAGUUUUGACAUACGAUUGAGUAUCGAAUUAAAUACAGAAGCAAUUGAGAAGCUUAUAAAAAAAUGGUGUGAGGAAGCUGGUGAAGGAGUAACUUUUGAAUUUAAAGAAAAAAUGGCAUUUAUUGAACCUACCAAAAUCAAUGAAGAAAACCCUUGGUGGAUUACAUUUAAAGAAGAAUGUGAUAAAAUGUAAGUAUAUGAUAUAAUUAUAAUAGCUUGUUCUUUUACCUUAGAAGAUAAUAUUAAACCAUGAUUUAUAUCCGAAAAACAAUUUAUAUUGAAUUAUAAAGAAUAUUAACUGUCUCUUUUAUCAUAUUAUGCACUAAUAUUAUAGUUUUAAGAGAAAUCAUCUUUAAUAUGCCAACAAAAAAUAAUUGCUGUUUAGGAUCCUAUUAACUAAUUUGUUUAAUAUUUUUGUUUUAGGAAAUUGAAAAUAAAUAAGUAUAUAUUUCCUGGUGCAACGGAUAGUAGAUAUAUCAGACAGGUAUUUAUACAGUAUAUUCUUGUAUCAUUUAUUGCCUAGAUUAUAUUUUAUUUUUUUUUGGUACUUAUUAAUAAUAAUGAAUAAUUACUAGUUAGUAUCAAACUAUGCCUGGCUAUGAUACUAAGAAAUAGCAUAUUUAUAUAUAAUUAAUUAUCUUAAUUAUAGAUAAUAAUAUUUUUUUUUUAAUUGUAGAUUGGUAUUCCAGCUUUGGGCUUUUCACCAAUAAAUAAUACACCUAUUCUUUUGCAUGAUCAUAAUGAGUUUUUAAACGAGAAAACAUUCCUUGAUGGCAUAGAUAUUUAUUAUAAUAUUAUCAAGAGCCUUGCAUCUGUUUAA